Molecule: messenger RNA, 999 nt
Organism: Trypanosoma brucei brucei TREU927
Lineage: Eukaryota; Euglenozoa; Kinetoplastea; Trypanosomatida; Trypanosomatidae
Product: phosphatidic acid phosphatase, putative
Exons: 1
Coding region: 1-999 (332 amino acids)
Biological process (GO): phospholipid metabolic process
Molecular function (GO): phosphatidate phosphatase activity
Source: RefSeq, a predicted model, not a curated record
AUGGCCACUGGAGGUCGUUCCUCUUUUGCCGUUUACUUGUACUAUGCGAAAGUGCUUCGGUUGUUGGAUUACCUUGUCGCUUUCUGUUUCGGUGCAACUGGAUUUCUCCUCGGGAGACUGAUCCGCCCAUACUGCCGCACAUUCUCGUGGGACGAUCUGAGUAUCAACAACUCAUUUGCCGAGAAGGAGACUUUCCCUGACUGGAGUCUCGUAGUUAUGGCUCUUGUAUCAUGUUUAUUUAUCUUUAUAAUCGAGAAAAUGCGUGAGCGUUACUCCCCGGUAGGGGAGUGGUAUAUGGACGAGCAAUUGCCUGAACCAUCAUCUAAUUCCAUCACGUCUUCUACGAACGUUUUGUCGGAAGAGAGAGCCGCCAACAGAGGCGGCGCUUCUGUGAGGGAACGCAAUGGCUUGGAAAAUCUACCACCAGCUCCUUCCUUUGAGAGGAAGGUGCAGCGAAAGUUUAUUGUCGAUCAGGUGAUUAACCUGUGGAUUCUUUCAGUGGUUUUCGCCUUUUUCUUUUCGCUUGGUAUUGUCGAUGUACUUAAAAUUUACGCUGGAAGACUUCGUCCCGAUUUCCUUGAUCGGUUGAGGCGUGAGGGCUUUAAUGCGACAUCGCCGCCGUCAAAUGCGUGCAGCCUCGCCAGAGAAGGCCGUCUGUCAUUUCCUUCAGGUCACAGCAGCUGCGCAUUUGCUGCAUUUACGCCACUGACAAUGUAUUUCCUUGGUUUAUCACGUGCUUUUAACAGCGGCCCCGUGUGGCGUAUCAUCCUAAGCAUGUUUCCAAUUUAUCUUGCGAUAUGUGUUGCGGCCUCAAGGACCCGUGACAAUCGUCAUCAUUUUUCCGAUAUUUUGGGUGGAAGCGUCAUCGGUCUGGUCAUCGGUGCCUUCUCUGUUAAUAUUUUCUUCCGUGUGAGAAGUGGUGAAGGCUAUCUAGUGCCCCGCCGUCUGGAGCCGCCCCGCCGCCGUAGCGGAUCGCCAAACGACAAUGAUACUGUUUGA